AUGGCGGAAUUGGACUUAGGAACUCGAUAUUUCUCCGCCGCCGACCACCACGAUGACGACGAUCCCCACCAAUCCCACGGCGGCGCUGACGAUGUCCUUGGCCGCCGCCCUCGCGGCCGACCAGCAGGUUCAAAAAACAAGCCGAAGCCGCCGGUUAUCAUCACCCGCGAGAGCGCCAACACGCUACGUGUCCACAUCUUAGAGGUCAACAGCGGCUGUGACAUAUUUGAUUGCAUCGCCGCCUACGCGCGUCGGCGACAGCGUGGGAUCUGUAUUUUGAGCGGUAGUGGCAACGUCAGUAACGUCGGAAUCCGCCAACCAGCAGCGGCCGGAGCCGUACUGACUCUUCAUGGGAGAUUCGAGAUUUUGUCGCUAUCUGGAUCGUUUCUUCCGCCGCCUGCUCCGGCUAGCGCCACUAGUUUGACUAUAUUUUUGGCCGGAGGGCAGGGACAGGUGGUCGGCGGGACGGUGGCUGGAGAAUUAACAGCGGCAGGACCAGUGAUUUUGAUUGCAGCUUCGUUUAGUAAUGUGGCGUAUGAGAGAUUACCAGUGGAGGAGGAAGAUCAGCAGCAGCAAGUCCCCGUCGUAGGCGGCGGAGUUGGCGGCGGCGACAACCCAUUUCAAGACGCAUCAAAUUCAGGAGUUCCAUUUUUGAAUUAUCCACUUCAUAUGCAAAAUAUUCAGCUUCCACCUUUCUGACAAAUUUGAGUGUUUGAAACAACAAAUCAAGAA
Molecule: messenger RNA, 732 nt
Organism: Cucurbita pepo subsp. pepo (vegetable marrow)
Lineage: Eukaryota; Viridiplantae; Streptophyta; Magnoliopsida; Cucurbitales; Cucurbitaceae
Product: AT-hook motif nuclear-localized protein 23-like
Cellular component (GO): nucleus
Molecular function (GO): DNA-binding transcription factor activity; minor groove of adenine-thymine-rich DNA binding
Source: RefSeq, a predicted model, not a curated record